Messenger RNA from Meloidogyne enterolobii, 711 nucleotides. NCBI's taxonomy places the organism in Eukaryota, Metazoa, Nematoda, Chromadorea, Rhabditida, Meloidogynidae. The record is from the annotation of a GenBank genome assembly.
AUGCUAACAAAAUUAUUAUCAAGUUUUUAUUCCUGUAGUGCAGCAGUAACAGGCACCGAACCCUUGUCUAGAACCGCAGCUGUAGCUACCGCUGGGGCAACUACAGACAUGUUCUUUCAAGCAACGUUGGCAAGAACUUUUAUUUCGACUUUAAAACUUAGAGGGGACGAUGAUGUUGUUGACAGACUUAAUUAUUAUUAUACUCCAAUUAUGCUGGCAAUUGCUUGUUUGGUGUUUGGAGGUUCUCCUAUUGAAUGUUGGGUUAAUCCUCAUUCUAGAGAAAGUAUGGAAGAAUAUAUUGAAGCUUUUUGUUGGAUACAAAAUACUUAUUGGGUUCCGAUGUAUGAACAUAUACCUGAUAGUCAUGAAACUAGAGAAGGUGGAAAUAUAAAAAUAAAUUUUAAAUUUCAAAAAAUUUUUUUAGGACAACAAAUAGGCUAUUAUCAAUGGGUACCUUUUAUUUUAAUUACCCAAGCUUUAGCUUUUUCCUUGCCUUGCAUUCUUUGGAGAUUAUUAAAUUGGCAAAAUGGUUGUUUUAAGAUUAAUGAAAGGAAAAUUAUAUUUAAAAAAGGUACAAAUAUCCACCAUCUUAUUUCCGCAGCGGAAGGAGCUAGAACUGUUUUGGACCAAAAUGAACGCGAAAAGGUUUUUCAAGCAUUGGCAUUAACAUUUACAGAAAUAAUUGAUUUGAGAGAAGUAAGGGAAUAUUAA